Molecule: messenger RNA, 1857 nt
Organism: Acanthamoeba castellanii str. Neff
Lineage: Eukaryota; Discosea; Longamoebia; Acanthamoebidae
Exons: 9
Source: RefSeq, a predicted model, not a curated record
AUGAGACAUCUUACGUCGGGCUCCCGCUACAAGCUCUUCCUCAAGCUGGUGGUGGUGGGCGUGCUCUUCUUCUGGGCCGUUACGCUCUUCACCGCCUCGCCGCAAGGCGCAGACACAUCGAGACUGGGCGCGCUCGAGCUCCUCUCCAUGUCCUCCUUGGCCUCCGCCUCCACUCCAACCACCGCUGACGACCGCGCGUUGCAUCGCCUCGAGGCCGACUACGCUCGCGAGCGGCAAGAGCGGGUCGAGCUUCAGCGCAGCAUCGAGCAGCUGCAGACCAAGCAGCAGGACCUGCAGGGCCAGCUCGACAUCCUGCGCCAGCAGAUGCCGCUGCCCGAGGACCAAGUAGAGGGCGCCGCCAAGCCGCCCGAGAUCGGCUACACCAAGUGGGCCAAGAACUACUACAACACACGACGCGACGAUGCGGGCUCCGGCCCCGACGACAGCAACAACAAAAACGACAACGAACAACAACAAGACAAUAUGGACUCGAUCAACUUGAGCAGCACGGGCAUCGAGCUGCCGCGCCUCAAGGCCGAGACGGAGGAGGGCGAGGCACGAAGGAAGAAGGCCCAGGCCGAUGGGCUUGAGGAGUCGGAGGGCGGGCAGUGCGUGUUGCCGCAGGCGCUGGACUACAAGAAGGACUUCUGGGGCGGGCGGCCGUUUGCGGGCUGCUGCCGUGGGGGCAACUGCGGGCGGUACCAGCUGCGCGACAGGGGUCGGCUACUCCUGUCCAAGUGCGACGAGCCGGCCACCAUCAGCUGGGCCAAGGAGACUCGCACCGUGGCGCCCGAUCAGCUCUUCUCGCUGUCAACCAUUCCGCAAGUGGGGAGUCUCCAAUAUGUCAAGUUCAAGUGCAAGGAACUGGAGGAGCUCGUGGUGGUUCCCAUGACCAACGAGAAGGCCUACGAGCAGGUGCUCGCCCGCAAUCUCUCCUCUUCUUCGAUCAAGCCGAACGUCGUUGUGAUGAUGAUCGACGCCGUAUCUCGCGCGCAAUUCGUCCGAGCUAUGCCCAAGACGCUCCAGUUCUUCCAGAACCUGAACAGCGAGCCCGGGCAGCGAUUCAGCGUGUUCGACUUUCAGUUCUUCGGCACUCUCGGCGCCUAUUCGCCGCCCAACCGCUACGCCUUUUUCUCUGGCUACCCUUUCGUGGACGAUCAGGCGUUUUUCGAUGGAAGCCCCUUCCCCCAGGAGCAGAAGGUGCUCCGCGUGAACGAGAGGAAGGGCGUGUGGAUGUGGGACGUCUUGUCCGAGCAGGGCUACAUCACCUAUUCGGCCAGGGACAUGUGCUCCAAGACGGCGGCGUUCGUGUACGACGACUUUGUGUCGCGGCCCUGGACGGAUGUGCACUUCCAGGAGAUCUACUGUGACCACCGUUACAAGAUGCACGCUUCCUCUUCCGAACACUGUUUGAGCACUCGCUAUGCUCAUCAGUACGUGCUCGACUCUGGCCUCUUGUUCCACGAAACCUACACCGGCGUGCCUCGCUUCACCUACCUCGACUUUGCCGAAGGGCACGAGCCAUCGAUGAGGAUCGUGAGGACCAUGGACAACGAUCUGGUAGAACAGCUGCCGCGUUAUCUCUCCGACGGCAACACGAUCGUGGUGCUGGCUUCCGACCACGGCAUCGGCUACGGCAAGCAACACGUCACCAAGGACGGCCCGCUUGAGGAGCGGCUGCCGGCGCUGUACGUGAUCGCGCCCAACAAGGUGCUGACCAAGGAGAGCCGAGCGAACCUUGAGCGCAACACCCAGAAGCUCGUCAGCGGGACGGACGUCUACGAGACGGUGGCGGACUUCGUCGGCGCGGCCGGCGCACGGCCGUGGGCGCACAGUCUGCUGCGACCAAUGCCUUCG